Messenger RNA from Callorhinchus milii (elephant shark), 713 nucleotides. RefSeq names its product platelet glycoprotein 4-like. Gene Ontology annotation, cellular component: membrane. Lineage: Eukaryota; Metazoa; Chordata; Chondrichthyes; Chimaeriformes; Callorhinchidae. Bases 53 to 313 code for a protein of 86 amino acids. The record is from RefSeq and is a predicted model, not a curated record. The transcript is spliced from 3 exons.
UUUUGUGUUUUGUAAAUAACCCUUGUGUUUGAUAGAACAGCUAUAAUGUGCAAUGGUGCAAUUAAAAGAAUUAAAGGGACAUAAAGGUGAUACAUCAUUGACGGACGGCCUUGCCUAUGAGAACUGGAUACAAACAGGAAGUACUGUCUACAGGCAGUUUUGGCUCUUCAGUGUAUUAAAUCCAAUGGACAUUAUUGAUUCAGGUGCUAAACCUCAACUCGAGCAGAGAGGACCCUACACUUACAGAAAUCUUCUCUUCCGGAACAAUACUUACUGUGACAUGAUAAACGGGACAGGUACCCUUGGUGCUUAAUAAUUUAAUACACCCUCGUGCCAUCAAAAAUAUUACCAAAACCGAGGAGGACAGGGCUCAGAAGAACAAGUAGAACAACAACAACUUGCAUUUAUAUAGCAUCCUUCACACAGGGAGGGUAGUGUCUCAGAGCACUUAACAAUGGCUGAGGUUUACUCUGAGCUGGGAAGAAAAGGGAGGUGACCACAGGGACGAUCAUAGAGGAAGGUUUUCAUAGGCGAUCUGAAGACUGGCAAAGAGGAGCAAUGUGGAGGGAUUGAGCCAGGGUGCUUGAGAGUUUCAGGGCAUAGUGCCUGAAAGAACAGCUGCCCUUAGUGGAGUGUAGGGGAUGAGAGACGAACGGAAGGCUGGAAACAAAAACAGAUGUCGCCGGGAACACUCAGCAGGUCAGGCAGGAUCU